CGCCUCCCAGAGGGCUGUGCGGCAAGAUGGCGGCGGUUUGGGAACGGAGUCUCCUCGAGAUCGGAGAGUGGGAUAGAAACAGAGAGGAAUGGAGAGAUAUCAGAGCGGAGCUGGGUGUGAAUGCUGUCCCAGGAUUGAAAUAUUCCGAUAGUGCUGGAGGAUUUUUCUAUGAAGACAGUGGGAAGCUGCAAUCAGUCACCAGGAAUCGCUUCAUACACUGGACUACUUCUGGUGACACCUUGCAGCUGAUGGAACAGUCCCUGGACUGUAACCUCCUCAACAACACUGUCCGCAUCAAGUUCCUGAAUUGUCACCUGCUUCCAGGUGGUGUCCACAUACACGAGACUCAUGACCGUGUGACUCUACUCAUUCUAACCAACCAGACUGUACACAGGAUUGUGCUGCCUCACCCCUCGCGCAUGUACCGGAGUGAGCUGCUCACUGAGGGGCAUGUCCAAUCCAUCUUCACUGACAUUGGAAAGUUAAAUCUUCGUGAUCCAGCAAACAGUUUUAUGAUUCCUGGUAUCCAGGGCCACUCGACUAACUCGACAGCAUCAGCCACUUGGCUGAACAGUGAUGGAGAGGCUCUGUUUGCACUCGCAUCUUGGUCUGGAGGCAUUCUCAUUAUCCAACUUCCCGAGCAAGACGCGGCAGGCAAUCCGGUUUUACUGGAGCUCAAGCAUAGCUCAGUCAUGCAGCGCUUACUGACCGGGUGGAUGCCGACUGCAAUCAGAGGUGACCAAGGCCCCUCGGACCUGCCUGUCAGUCUUGCAGUUCAGCUGUUGGAACAUGAUGCUUUUAUCUUUGCUCUGUGUCAGGACCACAAGCUGCGACUUUGGUCCUUUAAGGAUCAGGUUUGCCUGAUGGUUGCGGAUUUGCUGGUUUUCGUGCCUGCCAGUAAGGAGCUGCGACACACUGUCAGUCUGGGUCAUAAGCUGCGUUUGGCUUACUCCUCCACUGGUUUCUUCUUGGCUGUUUACCUGCACUGCCCCAAACGUGGACAGUUCUGUGUCUUCCAGUUGGUGAGCUGCAUUGAGAGUAACCGCUACAGUCUGGAUCACAUCUCUACUCUCUUCUUCACACAGGAAACAUUGGUGGAUUUUGCCCUCACUCCCACUGAUAUCUGGGCUUUGUGGCAGGAUGAGGACAACCAGGCGAACGUACGAUACAUCAGCUUUGAGCAUAACAAUGCUGGACAAUGGAAUCAGGUCUUCACACAGCCUGUUGCUGAAGAAGAAUUAUACAUACCAGAGGAUCAGGAUCCUAAGGAAGCCUAUCUAGAAUACCUCUUUGCCCCCGGCCGGUUUACAGCUCAUGCCCUGCUGAAAGCUCUGCAGAUCUAUUGUCGAGGGGCAGACAGAAUCGUGGACCCAACUAUGGAUGGGCUGAAGAAGGAAGUAACGUUAGCUGUGGAAAAUGCGAUUCAGAACAGUGUGACCGAGUAUGAGUUCUCACAGGAGGUAUACCGUCAGCUACAGGUGGAAUUCUGGUCCAAGUUCUAUGCCUGCUGCCUACAGUACCAGGAGGCCCUGGCACGACCUCUUGCGUUGCUUGUCAAUUCACGCACCAACAUGGUGUGCCUGCUGAAAAAGGGAUUCCAGUCUUUCUUCUUUCCCUGCCUUACCAUCGAUCACCUCUACAUGUCUUCAGAUGAGUGCCUGUUUCUGGAAGAUGAAUGUUCCCUCACAGAUGAUCCAGAUGUGGCGAGGGACCUACAUCGCUUGGUGCAGUGUCUCCGGCUGGUGGGAGACGCCAUCACUCUGGAAAUGGCCUCGUUGAUGGAAACAGCAGUGAGCCACCUACAUCCCCCUGAAAAGGCUGCAGAGCAGAUCCUCGAGUACCUUCUGGCCAGAGACACUGAGACGCAUAUGGAGCUUCAAAGUAAAUUGCAGGAUAUCCGUAACCCAGGGAACGUAAUCCAGUUGCUGCUGCGGGAAAUGGACCAGGAGGGUGACCUGGACACAGGCGAUGUCCAGCCUCCGCACAUUCGGAUGAACAUCACUCAGUUCUUUGGCAGCAAUGUUGCCAUUAACAUUGUGUGUCAGGCAGUAUACCACAUGUCUGUGACUCGGUUCCUCAUCUGUCGUGACUUGCUGAUUCUGGAGCAACUAAUGUUGCACCUAGGAGACAGUAUGAAUCUGGGAGCUGGUGGCUACCUCUUGCAGCUCCAGCAGGAUCUCAUUCCUCGGACCUCUCUCCUCGUGUGUUCCUACUUUGUGGUCAGGUGGGCGAGUCGAUCCUUGGCAUCAGCAGUACCUGUCGACAUGAUGGAAUCAAAUCUGCGGCAGUUGUCUGUAUUGGAGCUGACGGACUCUCAUAUCUUAACUACCCAGCGGCCAGUCACCGGCCCAGGCACAGUGGUGGAGCUGUUCUAUCAGAAUGUGGCCAGAAAGCACAUUCUCUCCCGGCUACUGUCCCAGGCAAAUAGCCCUUUAAACCAGCCACUGAUCAACUAUACGCAAGUUGGGAUUGCUCUCGCCAGCCACCUCCUACAAUACUUAUGGGCGAAUAACAGCAGCUUUCUUUUUGCAGAGUUUCUCAUGGGACACUGCCAGUAUGUACAGCUCCAGGAGUACGUGAGGUUGCUGCAGCCUUGGUGUGAGGUUAAUGUCGGCUCGCGGAGAUUUGUGCUGGGCCAGUGUUACCUUGUUACAGGGGAAGGACACAAGGCUCUCGAGUGUUUCUGUGAUGCUGCUGCAGCGGUGGGCAGAGAGGAAUUCCUGGACAGACUCAUCCAAGUGGAGGAUGAGGAAGCUGCCUCCAAUCCCCGGGUGCAGUACUACAAUAAGGUCCUGCGUUUGCUGGAAGACAUGGCUUUGCCUGCGCUGGUACUGCAGUUGGCAGCAAUCGCGGUGACUGAAGCAAGGGACGACUGGAAGAUUUUGGCUGCGCUGUGGACAAAGAUUUUCAAGCACCAUUUGGACUUGGGCCACAACCAUCAGGCUUACGAGUCACUAACUCAGAACCCAGACAGCAGCAGGUGAGCACAUGGGAA
Rhincodon typus (whale shark) is the source of this 2995-nucleotide messenger RNA. It is a transcript of the gene nup160, whose product is annotated as nucleoporin 160. Lineage: Eukaryota; Metazoa; Chordata; Chondrichthyes; Orectolobiformes; Rhincodontidae. Bases 27 to 2984 code for a protein of 985 amino acids. The transcript has 25 exons. Gene Ontology annotation, cellular component: nuclear pore. Gene Ontology annotation, molecular function: structural constituent of nuclear pore. The record is from RefSeq and is a predicted model, not a curated record.